ACACAUUAGAUUUUGUCUAAUGUCUGAAAUAUUUGAUUGAACUUUACCUACAAAUUAAAUGUGGCGCUCAUAUUUGUGCAACUCAGUAGCAGAAUGGUUCCUUUUACCUUAUGAAUAUUCAAAGCUACACUGAACGGGAUUCUUGUUGUUGUAGUUGUAUGUACCCUUUUGUACAAAGAGUUUACAAAUACCACACACAUUCACUUUCAUUCUAUUCUCGUCUCAUACCCCACUGCCUCUCAUUCAGUUCUUUGCAAAUACUUCAUGGGAAAUUAAUAAAACUUGGUUUCAACAAGAAUACUUUUCUGGGUAAUUGUUAUCUUGAUUUGUAUAGCAAGUUUGGUACAAAAAUUGAUGCUUUUAAAGUCUUUGAUGAAAUACCAUACAAGAAUGCUGUGUCCUGGAAUAUAUGGUUGAAGGUGCUAGUUCAGUCAGGUGAUGUGCAUUGUGCACGCCAAUUGUUUGAUGAAAUGCCUGAGAGAGAUGUUGUGAGUUGGAAUUCGAUGAUUUCGGGGUAUGCUUUGUAUGGGUUGUUUGAGAAUGCUUUGGGUGUUUUCUUGGAAAUGCAAAAGUAUGGUAUUAGGCCUAGUGGAUAUACUUACUCGAUAUUGGUUUCACAUGUAGAGUUUGCUUUCCAUGGCAAGGAGAUACAUGGAAAUAUGCUAAGGAAUGGUGUGGAUUUGUCUAAUGUGGUGGUUGGGAAUUCACUGAUUGAUAUGUAUGGAAAGCUUGGGAUAGUAGACUAUGCUACUGGUGUAUUUUUAGCCAUGGAGACAGUGGAUGUUAUUUCAUGGAACUCAUUGAUUUCGAGCUGUUGUAAAUCAGGGUAUGAAGAUACAGCUCUGUCUUAUUUCUCUUUGAUGAGAGCUUGCAAAUAUUCACCGGAUGAGUUCACAAUGUCUUCAGUGCUUAUUGGCUGUUCAAACUUGCGCAGUUUGGAGAAGGGCAAGCAAAUCUUAUGUCUUUGCGUAAAGAUGGGAUUUUUGUGCAACGCUAUUGUUUCAAGUGCAGCAAUUGACUUGUUUUCUAACUGCAACAGAAUUGAGUAUUCAGCUCGUAUAUUUAAGGAUUCAAAUAUUUGGGAUACAGCUCUGUGCAAUUCAAUGAUUUCGAGCUAUGCACUGAACAGUUUAGAAGAAAAUGCCUUGCAGCUAUUUGUCCUAACUUUGAGGAAAAAUAUUAGACCUACUGAGUUUACACUCAGCUGCAUUCUUAGCUGUACUACAACUUUCCCUGUGGAUCUGGGGAUUCAAGCUCAUUCUUUGGUCAUCAAGUUAGGCUUUGUAUCAGAUCCUGUUGUUUCCACUUCACUUGUAGAUAUGUACUGUAAAUAUGGAUUGAUUGAUUCCGCCACAAAUAUUUUCAAUGACCUACUAACAAGAGAUUUGAUAUCGUGGAACACCAUGAUCUUUGGGCUGGCUAUCAAUGGUGAAUCUACCAAAUCACUCAGCCUUUAUUAUGAACUACUUGAACUUGGUGGUCAACCAGAUCGAAUAACAUUGACUGCACUUCUGUUAGCUUGCAGCUAUGGUGGAUUUGUCGAUGAAGGUAUAUCCAUAUUUUCUUCAAUGGAAGAGGAAUAUGGAAUUACACCUGGCAUUGAGCACUACACUUGUGUUGUGGGCAUGAUGACCAGGGCUGGUAAACUUAAAGAAGCCGGAGAUAUAUUACAAAAUAUGCCUCACGAGCCCAACAGUGAAAUGUGGGAAUCAAUACUUCUUGCUUGUGAUAUUUAUGGGGACUUGAAAGCAACUGAAAAGGUUGCAGGGAAGAUAAUGGAGUUAGCACCAGAAUCAUCUCUGCCGUAUUUGGUGCUAGCGCAAGUAUACGAGUCCAGGGGAAGAUGGGAGAGCCUUGUUCGGGUCAGGAAGGAGAUGAAAGAGAGAAUAGAAAACAAAGUAGCUAGUUACAGUUGGAUUAGUGUACGCAGCAGUGUAAUCAUGUACCAAGCAAACCAAAUUCUUAGUUGUGGCAGUAAGGACAUAGGCAUUUAUUCAACGUUGAGGCUAUUGACAGAGGAUACAUGGGAUAAAGGUUUAUGCUAAUCAGUUGCAACUGGGAGUAAUAGCUGCUAAACAGAUGAGUAUAGUGCACAGAUAGAAAAUCAAAAUUUAAAAUUGAUUCUUAUACAAUGGGCAAAGCCAACUUUGUUUUUGCUAUUGAUGUGGAUUUGCUAUAAGUGACUUUCAAGGUCUGAAUCUGAUUCAUUGCAUCAAAAGGGGUAAAAGCUUUUCCAAAGUUCAAAAUUUCCACAUGCAUAUGAUGGAGAACCAGUAAGGGUAAAAGGAUACUCGCCUUGUUUCAGGAUGCAGAAUUGGAGCAAUUCCAUAUAACUCAGAAUGUUGCAUCUAACAAAAACCUAUAUUUUGUAUUUUGGCCUUUAGAGAGGCAUUAACUUCAUCAAUAUGAGAUAAUUCUUUCAGCUUUA
Molecule: messenger RNA, 2428 nt
Organism: Solanum tuberosum (potato)
Lineage: Eukaryota; Viridiplantae; Streptophyta; Magnoliopsida; Solanales; Solanaceae
Product: pentatricopeptide repeat-containing protein At1g43980, mitochondrial
Exons: 1
Coding region: 111-2045 (644 amino acids)
Biological process (GO): RNA modification
Molecular function (GO): RNA binding; protein binding
Source: RefSeq, a predicted model, not a curated record